This is a messenger RNA of Gymnodraco acuticeps, 1400 nucleotides long. RefSeq names its product developing brain homeobox 2 (gene dbx2). Gene Ontology annotation, biological process: regulation of transcription by RNA polymerase II. The record is from RefSeq and is a predicted model, not a curated record. Gene Ontology annotation, molecular function: DNA-binding transcription factor activity, RNA polymerase II-specific; DNA binding. NCBI's taxonomy places the organism in Eukaryota, Metazoa, Chordata, Actinopteri, Perciformes, Bathydraconidae. The coding region runs from base 107 to 847 and encodes 246 amino acids. The transcript has 4 exons.
UGAAGUUGGCCUGGUCACUCAAGAAAGGAUUAAAGGAGAAUUUAGUGUCACUGAGCUGUGACUGCUGAAGAGGGAACUCAAGUGUUCGGGUCACUGUGUGAACAGGAUGCUCUCAGUGCAGAGCUGCACCAGGAGGAAUAUGGCCGGCUCUCCUCCUGCUUUUCCCGGCUUUGGUAACUCUGGAAAGAGUUUUCUUAUUGACAAUCUGCUGCAGUCACAGACACCUUCAGCCCGCCCAGAAACAAUACAAGGUGGACACCUGCGACGGGCCGCAUGUGAACGACCUAGGAGAAUCUGGGGCUGUGAGCAUGGAGCCUACCAAAGCCAGGGCCACAGUCCCCAGCAUAGGAAAGACUUGGGAGUACCCCUUCUAACACACACAGGUGUACUGAGCAGUGUUUUCCUGCCGAGCCCACAUUAUAUGCUGGCAUGCUGCGAUGGGUCCAGCCCCCCUCCUGCCUUCUCCAAGGGAGCAAAUAUUCAAAUGUGGUCUGCUGAUAUAAGUCCUAAAUCACGCAGAGGGAUCCUUAGGAGAGCUGUGUUCUCUGACGAACAACGGAAGGAGCUGGAGAGAACUUUUCGGAGACAGAAAUACAUCAGCAAGACAGACCGGAACAAACUGGCAGCUGAUCUCAGUCUCAAGGAGUCCCAGGUAAAGAUCUGGUUUCAGAACCGUCGUAUGAAGUGGAGGAACUGUAAGGAGAAGGAGGUCCAUAACACUCGCUCCCCAAUGGAUGAGCUCAUGGCCCGGGGUCUCGCUCAGGAAGAGGAAGAACCUACACAGAACCAUCACUCUGAAUCAAAAAGUGAGAGAUCACCAUCACAGAAUAGUGCCAGGGACACAUGAGUGGCAGUAAUGGGUGGAAAGUAAACCAAUGACUUUCUUAAAUCCACAAAAACUGGUAAAAGGCUACACAACUGGAAAGGUGUUGAGGAAUGUGUGGAUAGAAUAAACUGUCUGUGAAGACUAACAUUGACUCUUUUAUAAAGCAUGUAACCAUUUUGUUGAAUCAUCUUAUUGCGUAUCACCAGCUUUAUUUAGCAAUUGUUUAUUACACUAACAAGUCUUUCCAGGAAAGAUUCCCACUCUUUGAUUGUAAUUACAAUCACUUGAAUGCACAAAAGUCACUUGCUUUUAUGCUUUUACAUCAGACUUCAAAUUAGUUUUGUCAUUUAGUCAGCUUUAGAGUAACACUCUGCUCAUAAUCAAAAAACCUUUUUGAAGGCAAAUCUCACUUGCUAUAUUUUGUAAAUAUGUUAUUUUUUCAUGAUUAUGAAUGCAUAGAUCAGGUGUAAAUAAAGCGUUUCAAUUAAUCCUCAUUUCCAUAUUGCUUGUUUUUACUGUGGUGGGCUGUGGAACAAUUAAAUUAACAUGUCAAUAAACACUUCUAUACACUGUC